Momordica charantia (bitter melon) is the source of this 2564-nucleotide messenger RNA. It is a transcript of the gene AAE18, whose product is annotated as acyl-activating enzyme 18. The record is from RefSeq and is a predicted model, not a curated record. Lineage: Eukaryota; Viridiplantae; Streptophyta; Magnoliopsida; Cucurbitales; Cucurbitaceae.
AGAUGGUAAUAGCGUGGCUGACCGAAAGCCACUAUUUCAGGCAAGUCUUCAGAAUACUGUAUUUGAAUCCGCUGGCCAUCGCUGCCAUCAAGAGACUGAUUUAUAAGCUCAAUGUAGAAGUGAUCUUGAACUCGUACGGUGAUAAGGAGAAGGACGAAUGGGAAAGAACAUCUGGGAGUUGGGUGUUGAAGAUACUGUGAAGGCAGGGUUGAACCUGGAAGAGGCUGUAGAAUUCGAUAGGAUUCUGCAGAAUGUAGUGCUCGUGCCCAAAAGAUCGGACCCAAGAGAGGUUUGGCGCGAGCUCAUGGCUCGGAGAGUGCUCAAACCCACACACCCAUAUGGGCUGCAUCAGCUUGUCUAUUAUUCUGUCUAUGCCAAUUGGGAUUCCUCCUCCAAUGGACCUCCUCCCUACUGGUUUCCUUCUCUUGAUCAAUCUAAACUGACAAACUUGGGGAAAAUUAUGGAGUUACAUGGUCCAAAGCUAUUGGGAGCUUCAUACAAAGAUCCUAUAUCAAGUUACAGCCUCUUUCAGAAAUUCUCCUCUCAGCAUCCUGAGAUUUACUGGUCAAUUGUUCUUGAAGAGCUUUCUGUUACUUUUCAUAAAGAACCGAGGUGUAUUUUAGAUAUGGCUGAGAAGUCAAAGGGAAGAUGGCUCCCUGAUUCCAUCCUGAAUAUUGCUGAGUGUUGUUUGCUUCCUUCAAGUCGCCCAUUAAGAGAUGAUAAUAGUUUGGCAAUUGUAUGGAGGGACGAAGGCGGUGAUAAUUCAAACGUGAACCGUAUGACGCUGAAAGAACUUCGGGAGAAAGUAACGUUGGUGGCAAAUGCUCUUGAUGCAAGAUUUUCAAAGGGUGAUGCUAUCGCCAUUGACAUGCCAAUGACAGUUCAUGCAGUUAUCAUAUAUUUAGCCAUUGUUCUAGCAGGAUUUGUUGUUGUGUCAAUUGCUGACAGUUUUUCUGCAAAUGAAGUUGCAGUUCGUUUGCGUAUAUCGAACGCAAAGGGUAUCUUUACUCAGGAUUUCAUAUUGAGAGGAGGCAAAAAGUAUCCUUUGUACAGUCGAGUCAUAGAAGGUGGGUCGUGUAAGGCUAUUGUGAUCCCUGCAACUGGAAACACCCUGGAAGUUGAUUUGCGAGAACAGGAUUUAUCAUGGGAAGAAUUUCUCUCAACUGCAAAGGAGCUUCCAAGAUCAAAUUGUUACUCUGCAGUGUAUCACUCAAUAGAUGCCAUGACUAACAUUCUCUUUUCAUCUGGAACCACAGGAGAUCCAAAAGCAAUCCCGUGGACACAACUUUCACCAAUUCGUGCCGUUGCUGAUGCCUGGGCUCAUAUAGAUAUUCACGUUGGUGACAUUUUGUGUUGGCCCACAAAUUUAGGAUGGGUGGUGGGACCAACUUCACUGUACUCAUGCUUGUUAACUGGUGCAACUCUUGCACUCUAUCAUGGAUCUCCCCUCGGCCGGGGGUUCGGAAAGUUUGUCGAGGAUGCAGGAGUGACCUUGUUGGGAACAGUUCCAAGCUUGGUAAAAACUUGGAAGGAUACACAAUGCAUGGAAGGCUUAGAUUGGACAAAGAUAAGGUAUUUUACUUCCACCGGGGAAACCUCGAAUGUCGAUGAUGACCUCUGGCUUUCUUCAAGAUCGUAUUACAAACCGAUAAUCGAAUGUUGUGGUGGCACAGAACUUGCUUCAUCCUACAUCAUGGGAAGUCCAUUACAACCUCAGGCAUUUGGAGCAUUUAGCACAGCAUCUAUGACCACAGGAUUUGUCAUCCUUGAUGAACAUGGAAUGCCUUAUCCAGAGGAUCAGCCCUGUGUUGGUGAAUUGGGUUUAUUCCCUCUGUAUCUGGGGGCAAGCGAUACAUUGCUAAACGCCGAUCAUGAUGAAGUUUACUUCAAGGGAAUGCCAAUUUACAAUGAAAUGCAACUGAGGAGACAUGGAGACAUCAUUAAAAGAACUGUUGGAGGCUAUUUUGUUGUUCAAGGUAGGGCUGAUGACACCAUGAACCUCGGCGGCAUCAAGACAAGUUCGGUUGAAAUCGAGCGCAUAUGCGACCAUGCCGAGGAAAGCAUAUUGGAGACAGCUGCGGUCGGUGUGUCACCUAUAGAAGGUGGUCCAGAACAACUAGUCAUUCUUGUGGUCUUAAGAAAGGGAUAUAGAAGGUCCCCACAGGAGCUGAAAAUCAAAUUCUCAAAAGCAAUUCAAAGCAAACUUAACCCCUUAUUCAAGGUGGGGUUUGUGAAAAUUGUACCAAACUUUCCACGAACUGCUUCCAACAAGUUACUGAGAAGAGUUCUGAGGAAACAGAUGAAGGAUGAGCUUGCUGUUCGAAGUCAACUUUAGAGGCAAAGUUCAAAGGCUGCAACCACAAUAAUUGCCAACAAGGUUGAAAAGAAAACUGAUUUUUCAAUACUGUGUAAUAAAAUAGAAGUCAUGUAAUUGCUGAACUCUAAAAUAAUAACAAUAAUUGAAGUCUUGUAGACAUUACGAACUCUAGAUUAUGUACGAGGCAAACAAGGAAUGAACUUUUGGAUCCUCUACUCAUAAGAGGAGCCAUAGGAAAGUUUCUAAA